AUGCAACAAUUGACAGAUAAGAGUACUGAUACAGAACUACACAUACAUAAAAGAAACAUCAAGACAAACAUCCGACUCAUUCUAUUCCCGUUCAUACUCUGUUUGUUGCUUGUUCUCAUCCAACAAUUGGUGAACAACGAACUAGAUAGUCCCUCAAACAGAUGUGGCUGCACUUGUGUAGAUACUGGGAAUGGCCAAUGUGAAAGAAGGUGUGGUGUUGAGUACUCAGAUUUGGACCAAAUCGGCUCCUGUCCCAUCCCUCAUCCCCCACAAUGGCCCCCAUUACUACAGUUACCUGCCCUGCAGUACCGUGCAGUGAGAACAGAUGUUAUGCCAUAUGGAGACUUGCCUGAUGAGUCAUGCAGAAGAACAGGUGUGGCUGCCAACUUGUUUUCAACACCAUUAAAUAUAAAUACCUCAGAUGUACUGUACAGCUUAGCAGAUGAUGCCUUGGGUUCAGAAACAAUGACUCGUUAUACCAAUUUUAUUGACGAAGCUUUUUUCUCCAAUGAGAUUGAUAUUCUUCAAGCUCAAUGCACAUCGAAUUCUCAAUUUGCUAUUCCCCUCCGGUUAGGUUCUGUUACAUUACAGCAAGAUGUACGUUGCAUUCGGGGACUGCGUUUAUGGCGUAAUAGUUCUUCAGAGAUAAACAAUGAGCUAUACAGUGGUUACAAUAGAGGGAAUUCAGAAAGGCGGAUUAAUGAGAUUGUAGCAGCCUAUGAUUUUAUGAAUUCAAAUGAGAAUCUAUUCAAUGUUACUGUAUGGUACAAUUCUACAUAUAAGAAUGACACAGGCAAUCUGCCUAUUGCCUUGACACGAGUGCCUCGUGCGGUGAAUUUGGUAUCAAAUGCCUAUCUCGAAUUUCUGCUCGGUCCAGGUACAAGAAUGCUUUUCGAGUUUGUCAAAGAAAUGCCAAAACCUGAAACAAUCCCCAGGCUUGAUUUAUCUUCUCUCCUUGGGACGCUGUUUUUUACAUGGGUUAUCGUACAACUGUUCCCUGUCGUGUUAUUAUCAUUGGUUUAUGAGAAACAACACAGACUGAGAAUUAUGAUGAAAAUGCAUGGACUUGGUGAUGGGCCAUAUUGGAUGAUAUCGUAUGCAUAUUUUCUUGCAAUAUCUUCGAUCUACAUGUUAUGCUUUGUGAUUUUUGGCUCACUCAUAGGUCUAAACUUCUUCCGGCUAAAUGAUUAUAGCAUCCAGUUUGUGUUUUAUUUCAUCUACAUAAACUUGCAAAUCUCUAUGGCUUUCCUUGUUGCUGAUUUGUUUUCAAACGUGAAAACUGCUACAGUUGUGGGCUAUAUCAUGGUGUUUGGAACUGGGCUCCUGGGUGGUUUCCUUUUCCAGUUUUUUCUCCAAGAUUCUUCAUUCCCGAGAGCUGGGAUAAUUGCUAUGGAGUUAUUUCCUGGAUUUUCUCUUUAUCGUGGGUUGUACGAGUUUUCCCAAUACGCGUUUACUGGAAAUGAUAUGGGAACUGACGGCAUGCGAUGGACUGAUCUAAGUGAUAGUAACAAUGGAAUGAGAGAGGUCUUGAUCAUUAUGGCAGUGGAAUGGGUAGUUGUUCUCUGUGUUGCAUAUUAUGUAGAUCAAGUUACGUCGUCUGGUAAAAGUCCUUUGUUUUUCCUAAAGAGGCGUAGAAAGGGACUCUCGUCAUCCUUCCGUAAACCUAGCUUGCGGAGGCAGGGGUCUAAAGUUUUUGUUCAACUGGAGAAAGCUGAUGUUCAGCAAGAGAUGAUUGGGCUUAUAAAGCCAAGUUCUGGGACUGCAUACGUAGAAGGACUGGAUAUACGUACUGAUAUGGACAGAAUAUAUACUAGCAUGGGUGUGUGUCCUCAGCACGAUUUACUGUGGGAAACUUUAACGGGAAGAGAGCACCUACUGUUCUAUGGAAGGCUUAAGAAUCUCAAAGGGGCUUCCCUAACACAAGCCGUAGAAGAAUCUCUGAAGAGUGUAAAUUUAUUUCACGGUGGGGUGGCCGACAAACAAGCUGGUAAAUACAGUGGAGGCAUGAAGAGGAGACUUAGUGUCGCAAUUUCACUUAUUGGAGAUCCCAAGGUGGUUUACAUGGACGAGCCGAGUACUGGGCUGGAUCCAGCUUCACGAAACCUGUUGUGGAAUGUCGUGAAACGAGCAAAACAAAACAGAGCUAUAAUCCUCACCACACAUUCGAUGGAAGAAGCCGAGCAUUUAUGUGAUCGUCUUGGGAUUUUCGUUGAUGGAAGCUUGCAGUGUGUUGGAAACCCUAAAGAGCUCAAGGCUAGGUACGGAGGCUCGUACGUAUUCACGAUGACAACAUCUGCUGAUCACGAUGAGGAAGUCGAGAAUCUGGUUCGACACCUGUCACCUAGCGCCACCAAAAUCUACCAAAUCUCGGGGACACAAAAAUUCGAGCUGGCGAAGCAAGAAGUAAGAAUUUCGGACGUUUUCCAGGCGGUGGAGAAAGCAAAGAGUCGGUUCGCGGUUCAGGCGUGGGGCUUGGCUGACACGACAUUGGAGGAUGUGUUUAUUAAGGUUGCAAGAGGGGCUCAGGCGUUCACCAGACUCUCGUGAUAGAUAAGUGUUGACCAUUUUUUUAGCUGAAUUUUCCUCGUGUAUGUGCUGAUUUUGUGCUUCUGCAUGAUAUGUUACUUCUCUCGUUUUUUGUGUACUGUGCAUUUUUUGCUUUUAGCGGAUGUAAAUGCGAUUGUAUACUUUUGAUUAAUUAAAUAGACACGAUUUUUAUAUGGAAGUGGAGACGUGAAAUGAGUGUUGAAAGUUAGAAAGUUAAGGUGUGGUUGGAUAUGGAUAUGAUUGGUUUUUUUUUUUUUUUAAUUAUAGUUAAUUUUGAAAAAUGAGAUAUGGUUAGUUAUUUGUGAGAAUUUAAGUUUAAAUUAAAAUAAUAAUUAAAA
Molecule: messenger RNA, 2885 nt
Organism: Striga asiatica
Lineage: Eukaryota; Viridiplantae; Streptophyta; Magnoliopsida; Lamiales; Orobanchaceae
Source: the annotation of a GenBank genome assembly